UUUUGAAAGUGUUACCAAGUACAUUAAGAUAUCUACCUUCCAGCUUUAAUGGUUCAUGCUUUGUCUUGAAUUUUCAAAACAAGAAUAAGUAGAAGAAAUAAAGAACAAAAAAAAAAAAAAAGACUCUUGAUGCCAUCUCUUGGAAAGCCUGUUGACUUAAAUGUUUUUUAAAAUAUAUGCUUUAACUCCAGAAGCCUCUUUUGGUUGAUUAAAUCACUGUAAAAGCUAAAAAAGAAAAAGAAAAAAAAGAUUUAGAUAUGAUGUCAUGGCCUUCCUCCAGGGCAGGCACAAGAGACGACGCGACACACUCUUCCUCUGGUAACUGGUCUGCUUCCUCCAGCACCAGGACGUCUGUAGAAUCGGAUCAUCACCGACCAGUUGCAUCUCCUACAUCUUCUCUUGAGCAAGACUCCAUCCAGUCAGAGUCCUUACAAAUCAGAUCAUCUUCUCCUUCAAGCAAUCAGAGAACAAACUCUAGAACAACAGACGACUUGCCCUCAACCUCUUCCCAUGCAAGUGACGGCACUUUAACUCCCACCCAAGACAUUCAAGAUAUUCCAUUUUUAGAUGAUGACACAAGCUCAGCCUAUUCUUGUGAUACAGAAGGCUAUUACACAUCAUUCCAUAUAGAUAGUGGCCUGCGUUCUGUUAGUUACGAAGGGAAUAAACUGGCUAGUGAAAGUGAGUACGAGCUUUUUGGAAAGGGAAGCACUGGCACAACGAACAGUUCAGCAAGCUUGGGCACUGUUGUCAUGAGGAACCCAGAGAAAAAGACCCCUCCUAAGCCACCACAAAGGGUGAGCUCUUUAGAGAGAAAACAAGAAAAUCGUGAAAGUGUGAUUACAGUAAUUCAUGUGAAUGGAUCCACUUCCUCUCGUGAAGAUGUGGCUGGGGAUGUGCCAGAUAAGAGUGGGAGUCAGGAUGGAGACAGCAGGAGUUCUCGGGAUGGUGAUAGUGGUAGAGAGACCUCCAGUUCUCCCACAGAACCCACAAGUCCUCGCCAGCCUAGUCUACCAUCACCAGAGCUUGAAUUCUCUGAGUCAGACCUGGAAGUUGAUAGGCAGGAAAUAUUCCGUGUGAAGACAACCAUAAAUUCAAGUCGUAUCCCUUCCAUGUGUGUUAUAACUCCUCCACAGAGUGAUGAUGAAAGUGUCAGGUCCGGGAGUGUUCCUCUUUCUCGUGAUAGUUCAGGAUCGCAGCUUGAUAACCAGGGACAGCAAGCACCUGCUCAGGGAUCUCAUGGCACCCUUGCCAGUCAGAGUAGUACUUCUGGUGUUACUGCAAAGCUGCACUCUUUUCACAAUACUGGUGCAAAAGGUGGAGGUGCUACUGGAGGUGGUAGAAGUGUUGUAGAUGAUGGUAGCAGUGAAAAGAAAGACACUCUGUCAAAGUUGCCACAUUUACCACAUGGCUAUACCCCAACACUCACUGUCAUUCCACGCAGUAAGGAUGGGGACAUCAACGCCCACCUAAAAGGUAUUAUGCAUACAGCAGCAGUAGCCUCCCCAGCCCGCCCAGACCCUGAACAGCCUGUGUUGAUUAGGCCUUCAUUGGUCAAACAAGCUGAACGAGAAAAAAGGUUAUCACAAGAGAGUGAUGACAAGCAGAAGGCUGAACUACAAAAGCAAUUAUCAAAAGAGGAACUGUCAAAAUCUCAAAGUGAGAAAACUCAGACACACAGUUCUGAAUUAGUAUCCUACAAGGAACUUCCUCCUCCAACAACAACUGCUUCACACCCAUUCAGUGCAGUACCCACCAGUGUUAAGCAAAAUGUUGUAAUUACACCAACUAACUCUUUGGAGAGAAGGAAAGUCAAUCCAUCAAAGCCAGGUGCUCGGGUAACGUUGAACUCGGAUGGAAAGGUUGUUUAUUCAUCGGACAGUUUACCACGACGCAAAGGACACUCAUCUUUUGAACCUGGUCCAUACAUCAAACAGGUUGUAAAUACAACACAACCUCAAGCUUCAGGAGGUACCAGUAUUUCUCAAACAAUGACUGUGUCCCACAUGAAGUCUUCUGUUUCUACUGCACCAAGUAGUAUAUUGCACACACCGCUGCCACCACCUCCAACGACUAGCUCUACUACUAUUACAGCACCUCAACCACAUCCAAUGGCACACAGGCCUCAGCAGCCCCUCCCUACUUCAGCCACACAAUUUGCCCCUCAGCCUCAUACUCAAACCCAAACCCAGACCCAGACCCAGACCCAGACCCCAGUGCAAGCCAGUUUGUCUCAGUCUGUAACUUCUAAAGCUCCUUCUUCACAACCUCAUACAGUCCCCUCUUCCCAGACAUUACCCCAUGUAAAAUCACAAGCUGCCCCAGCUGUACAGACUGUUCCAUCUACACAGUCUCUCACAACACCUUUACAAGUAAUAUCAACUCCUCAACCUCAGAUAACAACAGCUACUCAGUCUCACAUGACACCAUCUGUACAAACAAUUUCCAGCACAGCUUCACAACCUGUUUUACACACCUCCACAGAACAGCAGCAGAUAAAACCAGGCUUGUACCCCAUGCACCCAAAAGGCACUAGUGCUCCCACCACUGUUCCCCUUGCUGUGAGCAUGGCACCUGCACCAUCAUUACAAUCAACAAGUUUGACAGGCCAACAGUCUCGCCCACCUCAGUCACUGCCUCACCAACGACUGCAGCAAACAUUACAACAGCCGCAAUCACCAAGUAGUCAAAGACAAGUAGCCUUUGCUUCAAAAACUGAAGAUGAACAGAGUUAUGCAGAGAAGCAUAAACUUGAAAGUGUUGCUGGAAGCUCAAAUAGUAUUUAUGGGACCACCCAGCAACAACAGCACCUGAAACAGCAGCAGCAGAUAUUUCAAGCACGACAGGAGGCACAGAGGGCAGUUCAACAGCAGCAGUUGCAGCUACAGCAACAGCAGUCACAACAACAAUUACAACAACAACAAUUACAGCAACAGCAGCUACAGCAACAGCAACUACAACAACAGCAACUACAGCAGCAACAGCUACAGCAACAACAGUUACAACAACAACAACAGUUGCAGCAGCGGCAGCAACAGCAGCAGUUGCAACAGCAGCAUUUGCAACAGCAGAUUUAUCAGACAAAGGAAGAAGCUCAGAGACAUUUACAUCAGCAGCAGAUGCUUUUGCAACAACAACCCAUAUACCAGACUCAGCAAGAGGUAUUCCAGGCACGUCAACAGUUACACCAGCAAACUGCACAAGCACAGCCUGUUAUUACUUCUGCUGGUGUGAUCAUGGCAUCUCAGGGAGCACCUAUGUCUCCUAGAAGUCAGCGUGCUGGAGCCUAUGUACAUGUUCAAGGUCAGACGGCUCAGGUGGCAACACCUCCCCCACAGUCCACUCAGGGCAGUCAGUCAUCAGCUAAGAUUCCCCAGCGUCCUCAGAGUGCACAUGGAUACCCACCUGGGGGUACCACCUCCCGGGCACCCACCCCUGUGCAAGGUCCUGUAACCUCCAGUCCUAGGCGUGGGGCCCAACCCAGCACAAUGGCCCUAACUCACCCCCACCUGCGCACAGAUUCAGGUAUGAUGUAUGGGUCACAGCGCAGCCUCCAGAGUGUGGGCUUGGUUGUCGAGGGUCGAGGCGGAAGGGAGCAGCAGCCCCCGCGUCCCAUGUCCACCUCACCUCCUCCCUACAACGAUCACCACAAUCUCAUAGACAGUGAUAUUUAUGGCAGGAUUGGGAUGACACGACAUGUACAAGUUGGCCAGACUUUGCCUGCUGGCUUUGGAAGGCACCAAAGGGGCUACAGCUCUCUACCACCUUCCAGGAGGCAAUCUUUUGAUCCACAGAUUGCUCAACAGCAACAGCAGCAACAGGAACAGCAGCAACAGCAAAAACAGCAGUUAUCCAGGAGAUCCAGUGUUGCUUCAUACACAGCUGGAAUGGACAGCAGGGGACUAAGAAGGUCAGCUGCCUCCAAUCCCAGUACACCAGAGAAGGUUUUAGACAAGAAGGAUAAAUCUAGCAAAAAAGACAAAGAAAAGGACAAGGAGAAAAAGAAAAAAGAAGCUAAAACUGAAAAACCAUUAAAGAAAAAGUGGUUCUGGACAUUACCCUUAAGAAGAAAGAAGAAGAAUAAGGAGGAGAGUGCUGAUGAUGAUGAUGGAGGAUUCAAAGCAGCUUCACAGAAAGGAGCAAGGAAGCUGGUGCAUGCGGAUGACUCCUCUUUUAUACGCUAUCCUUCUCCUGACACUGGAUCAUCUGACAUGAACUCCUCUUAUUCUAGUGAAAUGUCUGGAGAUCAUAGUUACCGUAGUAGUCCAUCUGCUGAGGUAUAUUAUUAUAGCCGUAGAGCACAGCAUCAGACUAUACAACAGCAGCAGCAACAGCAACAACAGCAGCAACAGCAGCAACAACAGCAGCAGCAACAGCAACAGCAACAACUCCAUCAGCAACAUCAGGCUAGUGUGGGUGUGGGACCAAGAUCUCUGCCUACAACACCAGUAUCUCCUCCGGACAGUAGCCAGUCAUCCUUUGUUGCUGUUAAUCCCACAGCCCAGAAUGUAAUGUCUGAGGAGACAGAAUUAAAUGCUUGUGAUCUUUCUCGUGGACGGCGCUACAUGAGUCGUGAGGAACUGUAUGCUGCCAUGCGUCACCCUCAGUAUUAUAAUUAUCAUAGAGGUACAAUGGCUGGCCCCACAGGGGAUUUCACCAGUCAGAAUAACACUCCCUCAUCUAGUCGCAGUACUUCUCCUGCUGUAUUUGGAGUGAGCCCCUUGCCAUCAUAUACUGUAAGACCUCAGGCACAAACUACCUAUGGUGCUUGGCCUCCUGACCAACAGGUGCCCCAGCAACAGUCUGGGGUAUCCCACAGAGAGUCACCAUCUCUCUACCAGACCCAACCCAGUGCACAGGAUGAUGAUUCUCCCACAGAAGUGGAGCCUCCUUUACCAUAUCAGAAUUUAUCCGAGGAAUCAUCUAUGAAGUAUGAACCUUCAAAACCCAGUCAGUUUUCUACAGGUAAAUCUGCAAGUGCACAUCAGAACCAGCAGAUGCAAAUAACACAAGCUCAGCAAAAUCAGCAGUCUCAGCCUCUCUCCUCUACCCCAAAACAAACAACCCGAGUGGAUUUUAAGAAAAUGAUUCUCAACCAGAGUAUGAGUUCUGCUGGGGGAAACCAGAGAAUAUCAGCAGUGGAGAUGUUGAAAGCAUCACGUCCAGGCAUUUAUGGGUACUCCCCACCACCUGCUCCUGUUGUGAAACCACCUCAACCAACACCUGCACCUGUUAGAAGUGAAGGUGUCAUCAUGCCUCCUUCCUCUCGUAACACAGCCCGAGCACUCUUGUUCCAGAGUCGCUUUGGCAGUGGCCGUAGGUUCCGUACCCCCAAAACAGAGAUUAUUAGUACAACAAUUCUAGAGGACCAUGGAGGAGAGGAGUUUGAAGAAGAGGAAGAGGAAGAGGAGGAUGAAGAUGAUGAGGAAGAAGAGGAUAGCAGUGUGGGAAGCCCAGAUCGGAGGAAUGUCCAGAGUGUGAGAGGUCCUUUAACUCGGGCUUACAGUGAGCCUUGUAGUUCUCAAGCAGCAGCAUCUUAUUCACCUUCAUCUUCCCCUGUUGAGAAUGUUGAAGAGGUUGCCCACUCAACUCCUAAUACAACCCUUGAUCAACCCCCACAACCACCAGACGUAUCAAUGAUUACCUCUGACACAACACAGGAGGGUGAACAACCCCCUGCACAGAAUAAUAAUAAUACAGAGGAAAAGGAAUCGAUGGAAACAGCCCUCUGACAUGAGGCUUAAUCUAGUCGUAAUGGAUGAUAAAUAAUGAUGCUCAAAUAUUUUAUACCUGCUUGUGGGAGACAACAGCCUGUUGACCCUUUUUUUUUCUUUUUCUUGCGCUGGCUGAUGAGCUAUGCUUAUUUAUGCUGAUGGUAAUAUGACUAGUACUUAAUAAAUUCUAAUUUUUUUUGCUCUAUGACCAUUGUCAUCUUGCCAUGACAUUUUUGUGCUUUGUCUUCAAAAUUCCAGUUUCUGUCAUAAGUUUAGCUUUACAAAAUAUAUAGAAAACUUUCAUGUUGUCAGUCUAAAAAUUAGAUAUUGUCACUUUAGCUGUAUUUUUGAAAGGAAUGCUCUGACAUGUUAAAUGAUUUGCAUUGUACACAACUCACCAAUUGUGCCCUCCCACCCCAUUGGUGUAGUGCCAAUAGACUGGCUGUGGAUGGGCAAUAUUGGUGACAGAAAGUGUAGAACCUAUGAGCAGUUUACCCUCAGACCUCUGCGAGACUGACAUAUUGCCAGCCUUCAAGCAUGCAUGCUCUUAGGGCUUUGGGGUUUUAUAAAUAGGUUCUUGUAUCUGUGUUUCAUAAAUAUAUAUUUUUCUUGUCUGAUGUUCAGUAAACUUGACUUGAUCCAGGCUGUUGUCUUGAUUGAAUGUUGAUGCAUCACUGCAGUCUUCACUUUGUUACACUUACAAAUCCAAUUUCAUUCCAGUUUGUUGGUUUCAAAGCUGGAGGUGAUUUGUAAUUUGUAUAUGAUUCAUACUUGUAAGAUUUAAACACAACUUCACUCAUCAGCUCAUAAAACCAACAGAACUGAUCAUUCUUAUAAAAGAAGUCAGGGAUUUUGACUCUAAAAGCCAAGAUUUUUUUCUUAAUUAUGAAAGACUGAUUAUUGUAGUGUUGAAAUGGAUUUGAAAUUGCUGAUUUUCUCUGGAAUAUAUAACUGGAUUUUAUCUGAAAUGUACUGCUGUCUAUAGUGUAAGUUAUAGUGAAAGGAUUUUGUGUCUUUUGAAAUCUGCUGCACCUUGGUUUCUGCUCAGCUGCCCAAGGAAAUACAAAGGUACUACUCGUCUCAGGGGUACACACAGUCUUGCACAACCAUCUCCUGUUUGUGCAGCAGGCCAAAGUCAUGCAUUAUUCCAUUGAACUUUGGACCAUGUGACCUUCAACCAUAAGCACAAAGUCAUUUAUACAAUCCAGAAAGCACCAGACAUCUCAUGUUUUACCAUAGUAUCAGAUAACCAUUUUACUUGUAGGAUUUAUACAAGGAGGAAGUUGGAUUACAACUGUCAACAGUAUUUUUGCUGCUGUAUCUCAUUUAGAUGGGCAGGUUCAGUGCAUAUGCAGGGAAAUGCAUAGCAGAAAUAUUUUUAUGUAUAUUUAAUUUAUUGGUUUAUAUCCAAUUUUGUAACUGUGAAGGACUUAGUCAAUACUCUCACUUAGCAGAAUUAUGAUCUCAAAGACUGAAUUUUUAUUUAGGGUAUAUGCUCUCCCUUUAUACUCAUUAAAGUUCCUUAACAUUCCCAAAAGACACAGACUAUUCCAUACUUGUAACUA
Penaeus monodon (black tiger shrimp) is the source of this 7279-nucleotide messenger RNA. Its product is annotated as histone-lysine N-methyltransferase 2D-like. The record is from RefSeq and is a predicted model, not a curated record. NCBI's taxonomy places the organism in Eukaryota, Metazoa, Arthropoda, Malacostraca, Decapoda, Penaeidae.